This is a messenger RNA of Achroia grisella, 4930 nucleotides long. It is a transcript of the gene form3, whose product is annotated as inverted formin-2. Lineage: Eukaryota; Metazoa; Arthropoda; Insecta; Lepidoptera; Pyralidae. The record is from RefSeq and is a predicted model, not a curated record. Gene Ontology annotation, molecular function: actin binding. Bases 311 to 4615 code for a protein of 1434 amino acids. Gene Ontology annotation, biological process: cellular component organization. The transcript has 25 exons.
GUCGAAGGACGUAUGGAGCCAGUAUGUUUUUGUCUUCGACGUCGCGCGCGCGUCUACUCGACGCGAGAACGAAUAAUUUACGUGCGUUCGGAUUCUAUGUGAAUGAACUAAUACUGAUUUAAGUUUACAAGGAACUUAAACACAGUGCCGAAGUUUACGUGUUUUUAAGUUUACGACGUUUAAUCAUGUGAUAUACGAACAUACAAACAUGUUCAUUGUUUAAGUGUAACAGUGGGGGUUAAAUAAAGUGUUUUGUUGAUCGAGAAAUUAAAUUGAUUUCCUGAUGUUUUGUAGCAGAUAAAUAGUGGUCAUGGAGAGCCGAGUGGGCCUGGAUUACAUCGUGGAGCAUGCUGAAUACGCUGGUAAAUUGGCAGCAGCCCUCACAUCGCCUGCUGCACCAGUCAAGAAGCAGGUGUUCGAGCUGCUGUCUGCAUUGUGUGUGUAUAAUGCAGAUGGAUACGCGAGAGCUGUAGACACACUUGACCGCUAUAAGACCUUAAAAAAUGAGAGGUACCGUCUAAACGUGGUGGUUGAAGAGUUGAAGAAUGCUGCCACCACUGAUUACAAGACGGCGCUGGUUGCCUUCAUCAACUGCCUCAUCAUCUCAGCUCCGAGGCUACCUGACAGGAUCAGGGUCAGAAACGAAUUCAUUGGUCUCGAUCUUCUGCCAACACUAAAUAAUUUAAGACACGAAGCAGCAAGUCAGCCAGACCUUGGCGUCCAACUCGAUGUGUUCGAGGAACAAAGGGAGAGCGACGAAGCCCAAGGACCAGGAGGGAUCAAUCUCAAUUCACACCUGGAUGUAUUCUACGCAAUACUCAAACAGGUAGCAGAUACACCUCAAGAGAUACCGUUCUUGAGCAUUCUGCAGCAUCUUCUGCGUAUAGAUCCUAAGGAACCUGUCAGCGAUAUAGUAUGGGAUACAGCAGAAACUCUAGUCCACCGAGCCACAUUGUUGGAGAGCAGGGAAGAUGCUGCGAAACUCCUCAGAGCUCCUAGUGUACAGGCAAAAAUGGGAUGUGCAUGUCAGCACAGAGAUGUAUCCGCGGCUGGCAGGAAGCAGAGUCUGCAGCGGGCACUAUCCCCCCCGCCUCCGCCCCCGCCCCCCGCGCCCGUCGCUCCACCCAUGGCAGUCAUCCCCCCUCCGCCGGCGCCGGUGAUGCCCCCGCCUCCCCGCGCCCCACCACCCCCACAGCUGCCCCCGCCGCCAGGCCCCGCGCCCCCUGCGCCCCCUGCACCACCUGUGCUCGACGUCAGACUCCCGCAGCAGGAGACUCCGAUACCCAAAACCAAGAUGAAGACCAUCAAUUGGAACAAAAUACCCAACAACAAAGUAAUCGGACAGAACAACAUCUGGGCAAUAGUGGCGUCCAGUCACAAGCACUCGCCGAAAACUGAACUAGACUGGAGCGAAAUCGAGGGGCUGUUUUGCCAGCAGGUUCAACCAACAGGAUCAGCAGGCUCCUCCCCUCGUCUCGGACGGAGCCCAAUAUGCGACAGCUCCGGUGAGAGAAAACCGAGGAAGGAAUCUUCUGAAAUAACUCUCUUAGACGGCAAAAGAAGUUUAAAUGUUAACAUUUUCUUAAAACAAUUCCGAAGUUCCAAUGAGGAUAUAAUCCAACUGAUUCGUGAAGGAUCUCACGACGAUAUUGGAGCUGAAAAAUUAAGAGGUCUUCUAAAAAUCCUGCCCGAAAUAGACGAAUGCGAAAUGCUAAAAGCAUUUUCUGGAGAUUCGACUAAACUGGGAAAUGCUGAGAAAUUUCUGUUGCAACUGAUUCAAUUGCCCAGCUAUAAACUCCGUAUUGAGUGCAUGUUGCUAAAAGAAGAAUGGCCAUCAACAGCAGGUUAUUUAGAAAGCGCUAUCAAUGCUAUUUUAGUGGCAGGUGAUGAUCUGAUAUCUUCAAGAGCAAUACAGGAAAUCUUAUACAUAGCACUCAUAGCAGGAAACUUUUUAAAUGCUGGAGGGUACGCGGGGGGUGCUGCAGGGGUGAAGUUAUCAUCCCUACAGAAAUUAUCUGAUAUUAGAGCCAAUAAACCUGGAAUGAAUUUGAUGCACUAUGUCGCUAUGCAAGCGGAACGCAAAAACAAAGAACUAGUCCAUUUUGCUGAUGACACACGAGUUUUGGACGAAGCGGCUAAAGCAAGUGUGGAACAGUUGCACAACGAAAUCAAAACCUUGAGCAAUAGGAUCGAACAAUUGAAGAAGGAAAUUCAACUGCCAACCACACAGCAAGAUAUUAAGGACCAAAUGGGAAAUUUCUUACAGGUCGCUGAACAAGAAGUGUCGGCCCUAAAUAAAGACAUGGAAGAAGUGGAAAGCAUGAGGAAACAGCUAGCUGAUUUCUUUUGUGAAGAUCCCGUGUCAUUCAAGCUAGAAGAGUGUUUUAAGACGUUUGCGACGUUCUGCGGCAAGUUCCGGUCGGCGGCACGCGACAACGCGCGGCGUCGCGCGCACGAGGAGCAGGCUGCCGCACGAAGACGAGCACGUGACCUCGCCGCCGCGCGCCCGCGCCCCACGCCCGGUGGAGGCAGUGUCUGCAGUACGCCAGUGUCCGAGUGCGAGUCACUGAUGGAAUCUCUACUAUUAGACAUAAGGAAUGGCCUCGGAAGGAGAUCAUUGAGAAAGUCGCAUGAUCCUUCGCCGUCUCCAGACGUGACGCCGACGGGCAGCCUGCGCCGCCGCAGCCGCGCGAGCCCGGCGGAGCACGAGGAGGCGCUGCUGGAGUUCCUGCGGCACGCCGCGCCCGACCCCUCGCGCGAGCGCAGCGCCUGGGGCAGCCUCGAUCGGUCAUGGUCCCGACGAGGUCCAGUUCGAGCACGGCUCGAGAUUCCCGAACGCGAGCGAGAACGAGAAAGAGAACACGAACGGGAACGCGAAAGGGAACGAGAACGGGAAUCAGAACGCGAACGAGAAUCAUCACCUCGAACGCCCGCAUCUCCCGCACCGCGACAAGAAGAUGCUGGAGCGCCGAAACCUAAGGAAUGGCGACAAAAAAUCGAAUCGUGGCUGCGUGCGAACAGCCAAGAAGAACAACGAGAUGCCGAACUACGAGAGAGAGCGCGCCGACUGCAAGCCAACCGGCGGUCCUUGGAAAACGAUUCCGAGAGCGAGUCCCGUGCGGGCGCGGCGCUGGCCCCGCUGGCGGAGGCUCGCCCCGAGUGGCGUCCGCACCGCGCCGUGCUGCGCGACAGCGACGUCGUGCGCACGCUCGAGACCGUCGAGGAUGUACAACCACCGAAAAAAGACAGGGUUCCAUGGAGAAAGACUGAGGAAAACGAGGAGAUGAGACGACUCAGGAGACAACGUUCCAGACAGCAUAUAGAAGCCCCACAGUCUCUAGUAUCGAUCACGGAAGAAGAGAAGAGGAAACUUCCGGAUAUUAAAGUGACUAGUGAUAAAGAUAUCAGAAUAGAGCGAACGGACAGGGAAAUCGACGCGGACAAUAUAGAAACACCGCCGGCCCAAAGAAAAUUCUUUAAUCCUCCACCGGAAAAAGAACCUUGUCGAAAAUUCCAACCGUCUUUAUCCAAAUUCAAUCAGAAUGACAAAGCAACGAAUGAAAUGAAGGACUUGUGUCAGGAGAUUUUAGGGGAUGGUCAAUUUGAUAGAUUUUCGGCUGCAAGGAGAACAAGAAGAUAUAAGAGAAACAACGAUUCAAGUUCACCAGAAGAUGAUAAAAAAUCUGAAAGUCCUACUGAACUAGUGGCAGAAACACAAGUUAUUAGACCUUCCAAACUUGAUAUUCAAGCAUCAUAUCCUGUUGAAGCUCCGCAAGAAGUAGCAAAACCUAUAGAAGUAGUAACGAAAGAUGAGAAAGAAAACAGGUUGAAACGUUGGCAAGACAGACUUAAAAACCAAAGUACAGCAUCGACUCCAACCAAAGAAACUAAACCACAAUACUCUAGAAUGAGGCGGCAGACUUCCAUCAAUCAAGAGGACGUUCAAAAAGCAAUAAGAGAAUUAAAAUCACCGACGGAAUCGCCUGCUGGUGUAUGGUCUAGGAAUACUUAUAGGAAAUCAAUGAAUGCCAAAAUUGAGAGAGCUCCUGAACGGACUACAUCACCGCGAAUUCCGAAAGUCAAAAGUGAGCAUGAGCUGAACGAUGAAGGAUUUGAGGAAACUCAAAGUCUAAACUCCGAAAGUGCAUCUCAAGGAGCGUCGUCUGGAUGCAAUGUUGAAUGUGACUCUCCUCCCCCAAAAAUGACUAAAUCCCCUGUCGUUCCAAAGAGAAUUUCGACCAAAGAAACAAGAACACCUCCACGGACGCCAGUAGAUCCGAAACGUGUGGUACCUAAACGGGCGAAUUCUUUAAGAGUUGAGAGAUCCACGUCUCGAGCGUCAUUGCGCAGUUCUAGAAGUUCUUUGAACAGUGCAGCGUCUGUCGCUACCGUUAAAAAGGCUCCUGCUCCAGUGAAGCCUGCACCGAAGCCAAUUCCAAAGCCCAUAUCUAGAAUGCCAGCAUCUAGAUCGUCCUCAUCAGGCAGUUCAGUUGGAACUGCUCGGCCUCCUUUAAAGACAACAAGUAGAACUUCAGGAUUCAUGAGGCCUACUCAAGCUUCUAAAGGCAGAGGCUCUCUGACUGCACAACCAAUUGUUAAAACUAACGUGAAGUAAUUCUCUACCAAUAAACAACAAUUUCAGUCAGUUUAAUUUCUAAAAAGAACGAUUCGAGUGCCUUUUAACUGUUUUGGAUAACACUCUGAACACAUUUUGCUUGUGAUUGUGAAAUUUUCUACUUGCACUUCAAUUUUUGAUAGACGUUCGUGUGAAGUUUGUAUUUUAAUAACUUGAAGUGAAUUUUAAAUUUACGAAUUACUCUUGUCGAAUGUAAGGAUUUCAAAUUUUUAAUUUCUAGUCUGGACUGAAAGCCAUAGCAAUUUAGAGACGAUACUUUCGAAUAUUGGUGUUUAAAAUACUUCUUGGUCUGUU